Molecule: messenger RNA, 3685 nt
Organism: Phacochoerus africanus (Common warthog)
Lineage: Eukaryota; Metazoa; Chordata; Mammalia; Artiodactyla; Suidae
Gene: GOLIM4
Product: golgi integral membrane protein 4
Exons: 16
Coding region: 6-2114 (702 amino acids)
Cellular component (GO): Golgi membrane; Golgi apparatus
Source: RefSeq, a predicted model, not a curated record
GGACUAUGGGAAACGGGAUGUGCUCCCGAAAGCAGAAGCGGAUCUUCCAGACGCUGCUGUUGCUGACCGUGGUGUUUGGCUUUCUCUAUGGCGCGAUGCUCUACUAUGAGCUGCAGACGCAGCUGCGGAAAGCCGAGGCGGUGGCGCUCAAGUACCAGCAGCACCAGGAGUCCCUUUCUGCCCAGUUACAAGUUGUGUAUGAACACAGAUCAAGAUUAGAGAAAUCCUUGCAAAAGGAAAGACUUGAACAUAAGAAAGCAAAAGAAGAUUUUCUGGUUUACAAAUUAGAAGCACAAGAAACACUAAAUAAGGGAAGGCAAGAUUCCAAUAGCAGGUACAGCGCGUUGAAUGUCCAACAUCAGAUGCUGAAAAGUCAACACGAGGAGCUCAAGAAACAGCACAGCGACUUGGAAGAGGAACACCGCAAACAAGGAGAAGACUUCAGCAGGACAUUUAAUGACCAUAAGCAGAAAUACCUGCAGCUGCAGCAAGAGAAAGAACAAGAACUUUCUAAGUUAAAAGAAACUGUGUAUAAUUUGAGAGAAGAAAACAGACAACUGAGAAGAGCACACCAGGAUAUGCACACACAGCUGCAGGAUGUCAAGCAACAGCAUAAGAAUUUACUCUCCGAGCAUGAACAACUUGUAGUGACUUUGGAAGACCACAAGAGUGCACUAGCUGCUGCACAGACUCAAGUUGCAGAAUAUAAACAACUGAAAGAUACUCUGAAUAGGAUUCCAAGCUUUCGAAAACCAGAACAAGCAGAGCAGCAAAAUAUAACCCAGGUGGCACAUUCUCCUCAAGGCGACAUCACAGCAAGGGACAAGUCACCAGGAGAGCCUCAGGAGGUGUCCCGAAAUAGUGAAGUAUGGCAGAACCAUGAAGCAGUCCCUGGAAGAACAGAAGAAAUAAAACCUUACCCUCCCACCCAGAAGGAGGCCGACUUUCCGGCUCCCGCAGAACUGACCCAGCAAGAAGCACGACCCAGGGAGCCUGAGGAGCGGCAGGUAGAAGAGGAGCACAGGAAGGCCCUGGAGGAGGAGGCUAUGGAACAGGUCGGGCAGGCUGAGCACCUUGAGGAGGAGCAUGAUCCAUCACCAGAGGAGCAGGAUCGGGAGUGGAAGGACCAGCGCAAUCAAAAAGCAUCCAAACUUCUGGAAGGGCAGGCUCGUGCUCAGGUGUAUCCUUCAGCCAAGCCGGUCACCAAAUUCCAGUCACCAUACGAGGAACAGCUGGAACAGCAGAGGCUGGCAGUGCAACAGGCAGAGGAGGCCCAGCGGCUACGGGAGCACCAGGAGGCCCUGCACCAGCAGAGGCUUCAGGGACACUUGCUGAGGCAGCAGGAGCAGCAGCAGCAGCAGCAGCAGCAGCAGCAGCAUCUCCUCCCCAGGGAGACGACCCUGCAGAGGCAGGCUGGGCACGAGGAAGGCCGGCCGCACCCAGAGCAGCCACGGCAGCACGCUCGUUAUGAUGCCAUGGAUAACGAUAUUGUUCAGGGAGCUGAGGACCAGGGCAUCCAGGAAGAGGAAGGAGGUGCCUAUGAGAAAGACAACCAGCACCAAGACGAGGCAGAAGAUGACCCAGAGAAUGGACAUGAACUUCAAGAACAAGGGCCCCAGGAAGCUGAUCCAGAAUCCGAGGCAGAUAGGGCAGCUGUAGAGGAUAUAAACCCAGCAGAUGACCCUAAUAAUCAAGGCGAGGAUGAAUUUGAGGAAGCUGGGCAAGUGAGGGAAGAAAAUUUGCCAGAUGAAAAUGAAGAGCAAAAACAAAGUCAUCAAAAGCAGGAGAAUGCAGAAAUGGAGGAGCAUUUGGUGAUGGCAGGAAAUCCAGACCAGCAGGAGGACAAUGUGGAUGAGCAGUACCAGGAAGAAGGGGAAGAGGAGGUUCAGGAAGAUUUGACUGAGGAGAAAAAAAGGCAACUGGAACAUAAUGCUGAGGAGACCUAUGGUGAAAAUGAUGAAAAUGCCGAUGAGAAAAACAAUGAUGGAGAAGAGCAAGAAGUUCGAGAGGACAAACGCCCCAAAGGCCGAGAGGAGCACUAUGAGGAGGAGGACGAGGAGGAGGAGGAUGGGGCGGCUGCUGCUGAGAAAUCACGGCGAAGAGCUGAAAUGUAGCAGUGCCCAAUCUCACAGACAGUGCUCAGCUGAUGGAUUCUUUUCAAGCUGCUCAAAAAUAAAUCUGCCUACUGAACUCUAGGAUAUUUAAUUACAAAAAUUAAGAAUUUAGACUUUUUUAACUUUUAUAUUAGAAAUGCUCAUACAUUUAUAUGAAUAUAUUUUGAUAACCUAGCUUAGAGCCUCUUUUUAUAUUCAAGCAAAACAUGAAUGAGAAGAACAACAGCGAAGCAGACCUUAGGCUAUGAAUCUCAUUUUUCAUAGAUUAUGGGAUGUUGGAAGAGACAUUGAUUUUGUCUAUGUUUUAACUUGUUAACUUCUCUGUCUUCUAGUUUUCAGGUGUUCUGUUAUUUGCCUUUGAUGAAAUGCAGGGUUUCAAAAUAGGGAAUACUGCAAAAUGCUGUGCAGACUUUAAGAAGAAUGGCCAGUUUACUAACUGCUGCCUUUCCAAGGUUCUUGUGUAUAGUUCUGAAAGAAUUUUCACCAGUUUUUGUAUCUCUGGGAUAAGAGCCAUGGACAGAGUUACACACAGAGAGAUACUUUUGUUAUAAAGACACUGUUUUUCAGGCUUUUUAGAUCAGUUAGAAAAAUGUUUGGCUUUACUUAAAAUCACAGCUCUUCCUCUUGAAAGGAAUUACAUUUAAAAGUGAAACAAUACUAAAACUCACUUGACAGUAUUCUAGACUUAGAUAUUUCAGUAUUCAAACAAGGUAUGACACAUCAGUGUAUUAACCUUUUUGAAGGACUGACACCUUGUUUAAUAACUAAUUUAGUGUGUAUGGGUGGUGUCUUCCAUGUGAACACCCCUUCUUUCCUGGAGUCACCCAGUGAUAUCCUUUUUUAGUAUCUAGUUCUCAACAGUAAUAUAUAUUUUCCCUACAGGCUCUGUGCCCCAAUAUGUAAUCUCCAAUGACAAGCAUGAAUAUGAAGACAUGCCAAAUUGUAUAAUAGAAUAGGAUAUUUUUCAAAAACAUAUGGUGAAAUAUACAUGGUGAUAUAGUUGACCCUCAUGAUUUCUCCAUUUGCUGGGAUUGGGUCUGAAUUAUGCCCAUGGAUAGACAUUUUAAUGAUUAUGAAUUAUUUUUAAAAAUCCCUUAAAAUAAAAAAAUUAAAAGUCAAAAAUUUCUCAUUGGGUAUAGACAUAUUUCAGUCUUGAACAUAGAUUUUUAACUCUAUAGAACUAGGUAAUAUGAUACGUAUGUGUGUGGUUUUAUACUACUACUUUCAAAUUAACAAAAACAUUCAAUUUCUACCAUCAUUGUAAGAAUGUAAUUUUAUUUUUUAAUAACCACACUCAUGUAUGGUUUUGAUUAUCCCAGUUGAGUGAUUGUGUAUGUAUGCAUAGGAAUGUUUUAUUCAAAUGUAUUUUGGAUUUUCAGUAAUCAUAAGUCAGAUCUUACUUUUAUGUAUAAAAAUCCUUUAUGUAAUGUAAAAUGUAUAAUAUUGUACAUAAUAUUCAGAAUACAAUUAUUUUGGUAAAUUAGUUUGUAUUUUUAAUGUCCCAGUUCCAGUAUUUAAUUAUUUGAAACAUAUUGAAACUUGGUAAUAGUCAAUAAAGCUAUAAAAAGCAA